Messenger RNA from Habropoda laboriosa, 1437 nucleotides. RefSeq lists its product as uncharacterized. The coding region runs from base 1 to 1437 and encodes 478 amino acids. The record is from RefSeq and is a predicted model, not a curated record. Lineage: Eukaryota; Metazoa; Arthropoda; Insecta; Hymenoptera; Apidae. The transcript has 4 exons.
AUGAAGGCUGUUGGGUGUGUUUUGGUGAUUCUACUGUUUCAACAGGCGAGCUGCGGAAUCGUGAGAAAUCCACCGAGUUUUGCGAAGCCAGUGUACUCGAACUCUUAUCUUCCAGCAGCCAUGCAGGUAAUAUUCCACGCAGUUGAUCAGCUGAAACUCCUCCAAUCAGAGGAAACUUCACAGAGCUCCACUACCAUGAGAAUCUCAUUGACUUCUCCAAUUACCCAUAUGGCUCAAAAUCAACCAUCGACUAUUCAGUACUCCUCAACCACAACUACAUCAGCAACACUCUCAGACAAAGCUAAAGAUGAAGAGAAAGAAAGAAAUAAAGCGGAGGAAGCAUCCACAGAUAAGAUAGAAGAAGCAUCCACAGAUAAAACAGAAGAGUCGUCGAAAAACAAAGUAGAGGAAUCCUUCAAGGAUCAACUUCAGUAUCCGUCAGAAGAAAAAAUCGAAGAAACGAAGGUGCAAGACUCGUCAGAGGACAAAAUAUUCAAGAUAGACGAACGAUUAGACGACAAAAUGGAGGGACAAGAAACGCAAGAAGCAUUGGAAGACAAACUAGAGGAGUCGGAAGACAAGAUAGAAGAAACGUCGAAGUUGGAGAAAAUUGGCGAAGAAUCCAAUUCCCAAGUGCAUCAAGAAUCGCCAGAGGUGAAUGAAGAGACGCCAGAAACAAACUACGCUACGCCGGAGAUGAAUUACGAGAUGGCGGAAGACGUGCACGCUGUGCAAGAAACAAACGAAGAAGUCCCCGAAGAGAAUCAAGAAUGGAUCCCGUCUCAUGGUAACGUGGAAACGGGGUCAGAAAUCGUGACAGCCAUGGGUAAACCCACAGAUUCGUCUGUGAAUCGAGAAUCGAUGGAUGAAAACGAAGAGAAGAAGAAGGAACCAACUAUCGACAGCGUGGUCCAGGAUGUCUACGAGAUCCUGAAACCUACUCCGUCUAAAUUCGUGGAUCAGGAUGUGACGGAGGUUUCUGGAGAGUCGAAGAACGUACUGGGAGUCCCCGUGGACAAGACAGAGAACGUGGAGGAUGAAGACGACGAGACCAGGUUCACGCGUUUAGGUGAGAAGGUGACGCAAGUGCCAAGGCCAAGCCUGUCCAGUUACCUGAGGCGUUCGAAGGUGCCGCCAAGCGCCACUCUUCAACAAUUGGCCAGCCUGUACGACUCGUUGAGCAAAGACGCGAGGAAACAGGGAUUCGGUAAAUACACCGGAUACUCCGACGAAGUUCUGAAUACAUUGGAAACUUCCGCCGAGGGUGGAGUCGGGCCUCAACUGAUGAAGAUCCUCACCAAGAUGCUGGAAAGAAACGAGCUGACUAGGGACGACGCGAAAACGAGAUCCUCACAGGCUAUUCGGGACCUCGACAAUUCUUCCAGCAUACUCAGCAAGGAACUUAGACCACUGUUGCCUUUGCGUUACACGUCAUAA